AUGCUCGCCCGCCGCGCCUUCCUCCUCCUCUCCCUCCUCUCCACCGCCCUCGCCAGCGCCGCCCCAGGCCGCCGCACCCCCACGCCCGCAACGCUCCUCCCGCGCGGCAAGUACGACGACAGCGACGGGUGCCCGGUCGGCUCCGCCUCCUGCUCCGCGUUCUCGUGCUACCCGCUCGACGGAUCCGUGUGCUGUGCCGACGGGACGUUCUGCGACCCCGGGUUCACUUGUCAGGCGCAGGCGGACGGCGUCACCGAGUGCGCGGCGAAGCACAACGGCGCGGCGGGGGCGCACCCGGCGGCCGCGGGCACGCUCGCGGGGCUGCUCGCCGUGGGCGCGGCGUUCGCCCUCGCUUGA
Epithele typhae is the source of this 357-nucleotide messenger RNA. RefSeq lists its product as uncharacterized. The transcript has 3 exons. The record is from RefSeq and is a predicted model, not a curated record. NCBI's taxonomy places the organism in Eukaryota, Fungi, Basidiomycota, Agaricomycetes, Polyporales, Epitheliaceae. Bases 1 to 357 code for a protein of 118 amino acids.